Messenger RNA from Alternaria rosae, 871 nucleotides. RefSeq lists its product as uncharacterized. Lineage: Eukaryota; Fungi; Ascomycota; Dothideomycetes; Pleosporales; Pleosporaceae. The record is from RefSeq and is a predicted model, not a curated record. The coding region runs from base 1 to 774 and encodes 257 amino acids. The transcript has a single exon.
AUGCGCACCGCUAGCCUCACCGUUCUUUUCCCAGCAAUACAUGGCGCCCUUGUCCCGGCUUCUCUUUCCUUUGGGAGACCGGAAGAUAGUCAACUCGCAUCACCGAUCGGGUUUCUGGAAACAUACAAAGAUCACAUACUUUCAACGGCGGAUUCCACAUCUACUUCUGCUAUCAGUCAAGCCACUCCAGCUGUGUCAACGACGGUUUCAUGUCUGUCUACCAUCACAAACAAUCCGUCACUCAACACUGGAAAUUCACCCACUUCAUCAUGGAAGGUAGAUGGCCCUGGUGCACCCAAAUUGUCUCCUUCUUCAGUAAUGCUUGACUCCACGAAAUUGACUGCAACAUCCUCAGGAUGCGCAGGCCAGUCAAUGGCCCAUUCCACUUCUGUCACACGACCAACUGCCUCGACUACUCCGAGCCUCGUUUGCAGCAUUAAAACCAGCGCGGCAUCCUCUACAUCCGACUCUGUGGCUCUCGCACCACCGUAUGCGCCCCAGGGCAUACCACCAGGCCCUGAAGGCAUACCAUCAGACUUCCAUAGCUUGUCGAUGCUUCUUCCUUCGAAACCGGCGUCACUCCAAUGGAAGCCAGCGCCCUUGCCCAUGAACCCGACAUCUCUAAAGCCAGCCGCUACAUCAAAGCCAGAUCCGGGUGCCACUGUCAUUACAAGCGUAAUGAAACCGUAUACGCGCUGUCCGUAUCCUUAUCCUCAUAUCUAUUGUGGCAAGACGAAGACAACGUUGAUAGCGAUGACGAGCAAGACGAAAUAGAAGCUGAAGUCGAAGGCGUGCGAUGCUGGGUGUAUUUGUCCUGGAAAUCGGGUUUUGUGUGGUGAGUAUUUUGAAUUUGCUGAUGGAAAGCUUUUAG